This is a messenger RNA of Lodderomyces orthopsilosis Co 90-125, 582 nucleotides long. Its product is annotated as ESCRT-I subunit protein. The coding region runs from base 1 to 582 and encodes 193 amino acids. The record is from RefSeq and is a predicted model, not a curated record. The transcript has a single exon. NCBI's taxonomy places the organism in Eukaryota, Fungi, Ascomycota, Pichiomycetes, Serinales, Debaryomycetaceae.
AUGUCGUCUGAGGCUCCACGUAUAGUUCUACCGCAGACAGUCCAAACUCCCACAGUAGAAGAACUAAAGCCAUUCCCAUUACCCAAACAACUAGAUUCACUACCUAAGAAAACAUUUGAUGAAUUCGUCAAUGAUAAAGUGCUAAUUCAAGGCUACAUCCACCAGCUUGAAACAUACAAGCUGGAACUAAAUGAACUACAGGAACGUGCAGCUCAGAUAUCACUACUACUCCAGUCAGAGAUCAAGAACAUUUUAAUUCCGCAGUACCAAGAAGUAUCAAACAAUAUCAACCAGCGAAUCAAAACUUUAACACAACUUCAUAAUGAGUUUUUGAACUUAGAGACUAUUCAGUACCAAACGAUGUCAUCUACUUUUAACGAAGAGCUUCUAAAGCACAAGUUCAAGAAGUUGAUUGAAAAGAAUAAUGAAGAGAGUAGAGAUUUAGUAAAAAAUUUCAAUUCAAGUGAGUUUACUGAAGAUCAACUUGCUGAUACGUUGGAACAGUUUAAACAGAGUAGAAAGACCUAUCAUUUUAGGAAAGAGAAACUUAAUCGCUGGGAGGAACAGAGAGUUAGUGGAUGA